Messenger RNA from Oreochromis niloticus (Nile tilapia), 893 nucleotides. RefSeq lists its product as uncharacterized. The transcript is spliced from 6 exons. Bases 51 to 893 code for a protein of 280 amino acids. The record is from RefSeq and is a predicted model, not a curated record. NCBI's taxonomy places the organism in Eukaryota, Metazoa, Chordata, Actinopteri, Cichliformes, Cichlidae.
CAGACAGACUGUUGUAGUCUGUUCUGCACAUUCACAUUGUUCUUUUAAUCAUGGCUGAUCUCCUGCUGCUAGUCGUUCUCAUGUAUUUUUUUCAUGAAAUCAAAGCACAAGCCAGGGUUCCACCUGAACUGACCGUGAAUCCACCUCUGAUCACAGAGAUGGACUCAGUCAUACUGAGCUGUCAGACUCCAUCAUCUGUUUCUGUGCCUCAGUGUGAUUUUUAUAUUGCAAGCCAGAAACUGUCCAAAGGUUCCUCCUGUGUGCAGACACUGACAGCGACUGAGCUGCUGAAGAUCACACAUAAGAGUGUACCUGCUGAGGUUGAAGUGAGAUGUUCUUACACUGUACAGGUUUAUAGUCAUAAACAUACAUCUCCUGACAGCCAGCCAUCCACCAUCAUCAUAAACAAUCUUCGUCCACCUAAACUGACAGUGAGCCCGCUGAUGAUCACAGAGACAGACUCAGUCACAGUGAACUGUCAGGCUGUUUCUGUGUCUUGGUGUUAUUUCAUCAUUACAGGCGAUAAAACAGCCAAAUCAGGUCCUUGUUUGUGGACUCUAACAGGAGCUGAAUUUCUGUCAUGGACACGUAAAAGUUUACCUGUUACAGUUGAAAUGACCUGUUAUUACAUUUUUAAAUAUAAAUCUCCAGUGAGCAACAUGUCAGCAAUCAUCAUACAAACUCCUCGGAGUGAACUGACAGUGAAUCCACAGAUGAUCAUAGAGCCAGACUCAGUCACAGUGAACUGUCAGACUCCAUCAUCUGUUUCUGUGACUCAGUGUUUUUUGUACUUUAUGAGAAGAAGAAAAUCUACGUUCAUCUCCUGUCAGCAGACACUGACAGGAACUGAGCUCCUCUCUUUGGCACAGCAGAGAUCAUAUAUCGGGUUCUGA